Molecule: messenger RNA, 1047 nt
Organism: Aspergillus mulundensis
Lineage: Eukaryota; Fungi; Ascomycota; Eurotiomycetes; Eurotiales; Aspergillaceae
Product: MDR family NADP-dependent oxidoreductase
Exons: 5
Coding region: 1-1047 (348 amino acids)
Molecular function (GO): oxidoreductase activity, acting on the CH-CH group of donors, NAD or NADP as acceptor
Source: RefSeq, a predicted model, not a curated record
AUGCCUUCCAUGAAGCAAUGGGUCCUGGCCAACAAGCCCACCGACCUCCCUACCGUGUCUGGCCCCAAUCCCACCUUCAAGCUCGAAACCGCCGACGUCCCUAAGCCCUCCUCCUCGCAAGCCCUCGUGAAGACUCUCCUCCUCUCCAACGACCCCGCCCAGCGAACAUGGAUCGUCCCCGACGCCGACCCCAACCGCCUCUACGCCCCUCCCGUCCAGGUGGGCUCGCCCAUGUCCUCCUUCGCGCUUGCUGAGGUCGUCGAGUCCGGAUCGCCCAACGACCUGGCUGUCGGCAGCCUUGUUCUUGCGCCCACGAACUGGACCGAGUACUCCGUCCACGAGAUCAAGGGACUGCAGGCGAUCAAGCCCAUUGAGGGACUGGACCUCGGCCACUUCCUCGGUGCUCUGGGUCUGACUGCUCUCACUGGGUACUAUGGCAUCAAGGAGGUUGUUGGCGCGACCAAGGAUGACACUGUUGUUGUUUCUGGUGCUGCUGGUGCUACCGGAAGCAUGGUUGUGCAGAUUGCUAAGAACAUUAUUGGCUGCAAGCGGGUCAUUGGUAUUGCCGGUACCGACGAGAAGUGCCGCUGGGUUGAGAAGCUCGGUGCGGACGUCUGCAUCAACUACAAGAAGGACUCCUUUGAGCAGGAUCUCAUCAAGGAGACCGAGGGCUUCGUUGAGGUCUACUUUGACAACGUUGGUGGCAGCAUCCUCGACCUUAUGCUUACCCGCAUGAAGCGCCACGGCCGCAUCGCUGCUUGCGGUACCAUCUCCAACUACAACCGCCCUGACCCCGUCGGUCUCAAGAACUUCUUCGAAGUCGUCUCCAUGCGCCUGCACAUCCACGGCUUCAUCGUGCUCGACUACAUCCACAAGUUCGGCGAUGUCGUCGCCGAGCUGACGCAGGCCUGGAAGGAGGGCAAGAUCGUCGUCGAUGAGUCGAUGCAGACUGUUGUCGAGAGCAAGUUCGAGGAUAUCCCCAACACCUGGAUGAAGCUCUUCGAGGGCGCCAACACUGGCAAGCUUGUUACCAAGAUUGUUGCGUAA